Aspergillus lentulus is the source of this 1194-nucleotide messenger RNA. RefSeq names its product putative endoglucanase (gene egl2). Lineage: Eukaryota; Fungi; Ascomycota; Eurotiomycetes; Eurotiales; Aspergillaceae. Gene Ontology annotation, cellular component: extracellular region. Gene Ontology annotation, molecular function: cellulose binding; hydrolase activity, hydrolyzing O-glycosyl compounds. The record is from RefSeq and is a predicted model, not a curated record. Gene Ontology annotation, biological process: glucan catabolic process.
AUGAAGGCUUCGACUAUUAUCUGCGCGCUUCUCCCCGUUGCAUUGGCGGCGCCGAAUGCGAAGCGGGCUUCUGGGUUUGUUUGGCUCGGAAGUAACGAGUCUGGUGCUGAGUUUGGAGAAACCAAGCUCCCUGGCGUGCUGGGGACGGAUUAUAUCUGGCCCAGUGCGUCGACGAUCAAGACUCUGCACGAUGCCGGGAUGAAUAUCUUCCGAGUUGCCUUUCGCAUGGAGAGGCUGAUCCCGAAUCAGAUGACUGGGACUCCUGACGCGACGUAUCUGAAUGACCUCAAGGCGACUGUCAAUGCGAUUACGAGUCUGGGGGCGUAUGCGGUGAUUGAUCCCCAUAACUAUGGGAGAUACUACGGUAAUAUCAUCUCGUCGACUGACGACUUUGCUGCGUGGUGGAAGACCGUGGCUGCCCAGUUUGCGUCCAAUGACCAUGUUAUUUUUGAUACCAACAAUGAGUACCAUGACAUGGACCAGACGCUCGUUCUCAACCUCAACCAGGCUGCUAUCAACGCCAUCCGUGCUGCCGGCGCCACGUCGCAGUACAUUUUCGUCGAGGGCAACUCGUGGUCCGGCGCGUGGACCUGGACCACCGUCAACGACAACCUCAAGGCUCUCACCGACCCCCAGGACAAGAUCGUCUACGAGAUGCACCAGUAUCUGGACUCCGACGGGUCCGGCACCUCGGCCACCUGCGUGAGCUCCACCAUCGGCCAGGAGCGCGUGCAGGCCGCCACACAGUGGUUGAAGACCAAUGGUAAGAAAGGUAUCAUAGGCGAAUUCGCUGGAGGCGCCAACAGCGUGUGCCAGUCCGCUGUCACGGGCAUGCUUGACUAUCUGUCUGCCAACUCGGAUGUGUGGAUGGGCGCUGCAUGGUGGGCCGCUGGUCCCUGGUGGGCAGAUUACAUGUUCAGCAUGGAGCCGCCGUCCGGCACUGGCUAUCAGAACUAUCUCUCGUUGUUGAAGCCGUACUUUGCCGGUGGUUCGGGUGGCCCUCCUCCAACUACGACCACGACGACGACUACCACCAAGCCGACUACGACCACUACCACGGCUGGGAACCCUGGCGGCACCGGAGUCGCACAGCACUGGGGCCAGUGUGGUGGAAAUGGAUGGCAGGGCCCUACUACCUGUGCCAGCCCCUAUACUUGCCAGAAGGUGAACGACUGGUACUCUCAGUGUCUGUAG